Molecule: messenger RNA, 3132 nt
Organism: Armigeres subalbatus
Lineage: Eukaryota; Metazoa; Arthropoda; Insecta; Diptera; Culicidae
Exons: 4
Coding region: 1-3132 (1043 amino acids)
Biological process (GO): DNA integration
Molecular function (GO): nucleic acid binding
Source: RefSeq, a predicted model, not a curated record
AUGGAGGAAGUCGCCACUACAUUGAAGGUAGAAAUGUUUUCAGAAGAAGAGAAACGCGCGCAACGGAUUUUGGAGGAUACAACCAUUAGAAACAGAAACCGAUUCGAGACGGGGCUACUAUGGAAAUGCGAUCAAAUCCAGCUACCAGACAGUUUCCCCAUGGCUCUGCGUCGGUUACAGUGCCUUGAGAAGCGAAUGAAUAGAGAUCCUAAGUUGCGGGACAAACUUCAACGCCAGCUACUAGUGCAAGCGAGCAUUAAUCAAGCAGCCAAGCUUUCCAAGGUCGAGGCCAUUUGUUUCCUGGCUAAACGAAUUCCGCGCACCCAAGCGCGCGCUUUAUCCCCUACGGACGAAAGAUUCCUGGCAGUCGCCAACCGGCCAGAAGCGGACGAUCCGUCACUAUAUCGGUCCGAGGAGGCCAGGGGACCUCUAAGUGGACGGAAUCCACCAGCCGGUCCGUCAAGCUACCGGCAAUCAAGUGACCCCGUCGGCAAACCGCCAUCGCGAUUCACAACACGCUUCAUUGAGAAGCAAUCGCCAAGCGUUGCCUGCCCGGGGAGCAUCGACCCCGCCCAACGGUCAUCGACCCAUCGAUACGAAAAGGUCCGCUUGGUAUGGGACGCAGCAGCAAAAGUGGGAAGUAUAGCUCUGAACUCGCUAUUACUUAAAGGACCAGAUCAACUGACAUCGUUACCAGCCGUCCUGAUGCGUUUCAGGCAGUUUGGAGUAGCAGUUUCAGCGGACAUACGCGAAAUGUUCCACCAAAUACGUAUCCGUGAGAAAGAUCGUCACUCAUUAAGGUUUCUCUGGCGGAAUAACCCUAUAGACAUGCCAGGAAUCUAUGUUAUGAACGUGGCUAUCUUCGGAGCAACGUGUUCUCCAGCAUCCGCUCAGUUCGUGAAGAACAAGAAUGCGAAACAGUUUGACGACCAGUAUCCGCGAGCAGUUGAAGGUAUCGUUAACAACCACUACGUUGACGACUCGUUGGAGAGCUACAGUAGUGUGGCCGAAGCCAUACGUGUGUCGGAAGAAAUGCGGAUGAUUCAUCAAAACGGAGGUUUCGAGUUGAGGAACUGGCUGUCGAACAAGGAAGAAGUGCUGCGUAGUCUAGGUGAAAUAAAGCCAUUCGUUGAUAAGAACAUCGGUCCAGACAAUAAGGAGUUUGAACGUAUACUGGGGUUGCUGUGGAUGACCAAGAAAGAUGAACUUUGCUUAGCUACAUCAGUACAAGAACCAAUUCAAAAAUUAAUCGAUGAGGUGAAAAGACCCACGAAAAGGCAAGUGUUGAAGUGCUUAAUGGGUUUCUUUGAUCCCCUAGGCUUGUGGAGUGUUUUUCUUGUUCACGGAAAAGUGUUGUUGCAAGAUAUCUGGCGGAAUGGAACACAAUGGGAUGAACAAAUUGAUGAUGCAGCAUUUGAGCGCUGGAAAAAGUGGACAGGCUUGAUCCCAACCAUCAGCGAGAACCGGAUUCCUCGAUGCUACUUUGAGAACGCGACCAUAAAGCACUAUCAGAAGCUUCAGCUGCACACGUUCGUCGACGCCAGUGAGGUGGCCUACGCAGCUGUAUCGUAUUUCCGUAUAACGAAUCCGGACGGGGUUGUGGAAUGCAAUCUAGUUGCGGCAAAGACUAAGGUGGCACCACUAAAACCGUUAUCGGUACCUAGAUUAGAGCUACAAGCAGCAGUAUUGGGAAUCCGUUUAAUGCAGUUCGUCGAAGAAAGUCACACCGUGAAGAUUCAGCAACGUUUUGUUUGGAGUGAUUCAGCAACUGUUCUAGCUUGGUUACGUGCUGAUCCUCGGAAAUAUAAACAGUUCGUGGCGUGUCGUGUAGGCGAGUUGCUGACAGCAUCCGAAGUUCGCGAAUGGCAAUGGGUGCAAUCAAAACUUAAUCCAGCAGAUUUGGACACUAAAUGGGGUAAAGGUUACGCUCAAGAUGUGAAUGGCGCUUGGUUCAGCGGACCAGAAUUCCUGAAGAAUCCGGAAUAUGAAUGGCCAAAACAGAAAACCACUUUGCUGUCUACAGCUGAAGAUCUGCGUCCGUGUCAUACGCAUCACAUAGUGACUAUGCCAGUUAUGAUAUUUGAGUUGGAGCGAUUUUCUCGCUUACCGCGGCUAAUUAGGUCGGCGGCAUACAUCCAUCGCAGCAUCAUUAAUUGGAGGCGAAAGCCAAAGGGUGAAGAAUCGAUCACUGAGUACUUGAAGUCGGACGAACUGCGAAAUGGUUUACGGACGAUUAUCCGCCUAACGCAAUGGCAAGCUUUCCCGGAUGAAAUGGUUCUCCUCACGCGAAAUCAACAAAGGUCGGAGGAGCAACAAGUGCAGUUAGAAAAAUCGAGCCUUCUGUACAGGCUGUCAUCAAUGUUGGAUGAAUUCGGGAUACUCAGAAUUGAUGGACGCAUCACAGCAACUUCGAACGUAACUGAGAGUACCAAGUUUCCUAUCAUUCUUCCCAAGAAACAUCGAUUCACCUUUCUUCUGCUGGACGAUUACCAUCGAAGAUUUCGCCAUUGCAACAUGGAAACCGUGGUAAAUGAGGUGCGCCAACAAUACUAUGUACCUCAACUAAGGGUCGCAGUAAAACAGGUCGCAAAAGCCUGUCAAUGGUGUAGAAUCUAUAAGGCAAAACCGAAUAUGCCAAGAAUGGCUACGCUACCAUCGGCACGAUUAGCAUCGUUCCAGAGGCCACUUACCCACACGGGCCUCGAUCUCUUCGGACCAUUGUUGAUGAAAAUUGGUAGGGGUACGGCGAAGCGGUGGGUUGCUGUAUUCACCUGCCUCACCAUUCGUGAUGUCCACGUUGAGGUGGUACACAGUCUCAGUACAGAGUCUUGCAUCAAAGCCAUCCGUAGGUUCGUUGUCCGCCGUGGGUCACCAGCGACGAUCUACUCUGACAACGGGACCAAUUUCCGAGGAGCAAAUCGCCUCCUGGAGGAGCAGAUUGAACAACUAGCAGCCACCUUCACCAGCACUACAAAAAAAUGGAUCUUCAUUCCUCCCGGCAAACCCCACAUGGGUGGUGCCUGGGAGCGAAUGGAACGCUCAAUCAAAACAGCCAUGGAUGCUGCGUUCAACAGUCAUGGACAGCUGGACGACGAAACGUUAGUAACGCUAGUGGUAGAAGCGAAGCAUUAG